AUGUCCCUUAAUCCAUUGAAUGCAGUUAAUAGGGACAAUAAUAGCUCUCCAAAUGCUAGAAAGAGUCCAAAAGCAAAAGUAGCUACUGCGAAUGUUGUUUAUCCUAUUGAUUGGAAGAUUAUUUCAGAUGAAAUCAUGUUGAUAGUUGAUGAGAAUAUAGAUUAGCAGAACUUUAAACUUUAAAUUCAGUAGAUAAGAUAAUCGAAAAAUAGGAGGAAAAUCGCAGACUCAAUCACUAACAUGGAGAGUAACCUCCCAAGAAUAUUCGAACUAGAUCCAUUUAUUGACAAGAGGAAACAUAAAAAUGGGAUUACAAAAGCUGUUUUCUCCAAAAACGUUGAAAGGAUAAUCUGUCUAGAUUAAUAAUCAGAUGAGAUUUUUAUGUAUGAUAGUCAUCUCAAUAUAGACUUCAAGACUAAAAUUAGUGGUAAGGCAAAUCUAGAUAGAGGUCAUGUGUUUGAUACAGUUAUAUUAGAUUUUGAUUUAUCUGAAAGAGAUAAAAGAGUAGGAGCAGUUAUGAGAGAUUACACUAUAUGUUUUUGGGAUUACCGUGAGCUGUUUAAAUUCGAGUCUAAUGUUAACUAUAAUCUUGAAGAAAUAUAAACUAAAAUUUGGUUCUUGGAGCAUUGCAACCAUUGGUUUACGACUGAUAAACUAAAUAACCUCUUUGCUUGGCAUCUUGAAAAUGUUAUUCCAAAGCCAUUAAGAUGA
Messenger RNA from Stylonychia lemnae, 711 nucleotides. The record is from the annotation of a GenBank genome assembly. Lineage: Eukaryota; Ciliophora; Spirotrichea; Sporadotrichida; Oxytrichidae.